Apis florea (little honeybee) is the source of this 1479-nucleotide messenger RNA. RefSeq names its product anion exchange protein Ae2 (gene Ae2). Gene Ontology annotation, cellular component: plasma membrane. Gene Ontology annotation, biological process: bicarbonate transport; monoatomic anion transport; transmembrane transport. Gene Ontology annotation, molecular function: monoatomic anion transmembrane transporter activity; solute:inorganic anion antiporter activity. The record is from RefSeq and is a predicted model, not a curated record. NCBI's taxonomy places the organism in Eukaryota, Metazoa, Arthropoda, Insecta, Hymenoptera, Apidae.
AACAAUUUCGACAUUGUUGCGCUCGAACUUUUGUCAACGAACUAUUUUAUAUAUUAUUAAAAUAACCAUGGACGGAAACGAAAAGAUUCUUUCACAAAAGUAACGGAUCAAUUAUUUACAUAGAUCUUUUCAUUUAUUAAAUUCUAUGCAGGAAAUACUUUCGAGAUGAAUAACAUAGAACGUUGCGAAAUUGUUAUGUACGUAGACGAGAAAGGAACGAAUCUAUUUAUCACGCUCGCAUCAGAAUAUGCUUAGAGUCCGUUAAAAUUGCACGUCCCUUUCAGUGACCUUUCAUUCGCCAUUUUCCUAGCGUCGUAAAGAGUAAACUUAUGGAAAACAAUUUUAUACGUAUCCAAACGUAACUUGCGAUAAUAUUUUUCUUACCAUUAUUAUUAUUAUUACCGAGUACUAAAAUAAUAAACCUCCGUGAUCAUUACGACAUUGAUUGAUUCCCUUCCUGCGCGAAACUCAAAUGCGAUUAAAAUUAAUACCCCAAUAUAAACAAUCUUACGUAUUCUGUAAUUUUGUAAGCUUCUUUUCUUCUUUCCGAUAUUGACAAGUUCCUUCAGACAAUCUUUAAACAAGAGCCUGAACAUUUCAAACGUAAUUGUAAAACCGAUCGUACAUUAUCAUUCAACUCUCUCGAACAGUAAAUCGUCUAACAACCGACUGCAUAGUAGUCGUUUGAGAAUUGCUAAAUUAUUGAUCAUUGUAUUCGAGAAAUAUCAUCGAUAGAUAUAUUUUUGUCGGAAUCAUUGUAUACGACGAUCUCUUCUAUAUACACGUAUCGUAACAACAAAUCGCUAAGAGGUUUUAUUCUCUAUUUGAAUUUUCAAUAACAUUUCGAACGUAAUAUAUUACGUAUUCGAUUAUGGUCGAAUUUCUUCUUAAAUUAGUCGUAAUGAACGUGUUAAGAACCACUGGCGAAAGGUGAGCGUCACUGCAUGGCUGGUGCAUAAGCACAAAGCUGUAGAACGAUAUUCGAUCGUUGCACGAGCCGGUGGUAAUCGGCAGACUGGUCACAGGUAGUCGAUUCACCGAUGAAGUAGAAUGGGCCGAGUGUCUGGCGGAGUACUAUCGGGGGAAGGGGAAAACAUUGGUGUUCCGUGCCCGCGAUUCAGCCGCACGUUUCGUCGUGGUUGUCGUCGAUGUUGUUCCCGUCGUGUCAUUCGUGUCAGUCGGUCGUGUAGUCGUCGAGUUGAUUUGCGAAGAAGUCCGCGCAUUGGACUCCGAUGGAUCGCUUGUUCCAUAUCGGCGUCACUACUGCGCAAGCGUAGGCAUCGAACUAUCGAGAAAAUAGAAGAGAAACGCGACCCAAAGUGCCGUGUUUCCCCAGCUAGCAGAACGGAGCUGCCAUCUCAGCGACUCCUCCACAUGUGGACAUCGCCGUCCCGACUCAGGAUCGGCCGAGCACCCAGGAAAAAGACGACACCUUAAGGUGAUAGCUGCUGCAGCAGCUACCGCGACCGGUGAACGAUG